CUUAUCCCCUCCCCUCCCGCGCUCCCUCGGUCACUUUCGCUUUCGCGUUUCCCAAGCUGCGCCACAGCUGUGCUCGGUGACGGCUGCGAUGGCUCCAGCGCUGGGUCUGGGGGUGCUCUUGGGGCUCCUGGGGCUCCUGGGGACCCCGGCGGAAGCGACGAAAGUUCUCCACUCCCUGCGGUACCUGCACGUGGCGGUGUCGGAGCCCGGCCCGGGGGUCCCCCAGUUCGUGUCCGUGGGGUUCGUGGAUGGGAUCCCCUUCGUGCGCUGCGACAGCGAGCGGGGCCGGAUGGAGCCGCAGACGCCGUGGAUGGAGAAGGGAGCAGAGCCGGGAUAUUGGGAUGGCCAGACUGAGAGGUGCAAGAGGGGUCAGCAGGUCUAUGCCAUUAACCUGGAGACGCUGCGGGGCCGGUACAACCAGAGCAGGGGUCUCCACACACUGCAGCGGGUUUAUGGCUGUGACCUCCUGGCCGAUGGGAGCGUCCGUGGAUCCUUUCGGGACGGCUACGACGGGUGGGAUUUCCUCUCCUUGGAGCCGGGAUCCCGGGGCUUUGUGCCGGCCGACGGCGCUGCCCAGGUCACCACGAGGCGCUGGAAUAGUGACGGGGCCACGGUGGAGCAACUGACGAAUUACAUGGAGCACAUCUGCCCGGAAUGGCUCCAGAAAUACGUCGGAUACGGACAGGAGGCACUGGAGCGAAAAGAGCCCCCCGAUGUCCACGUGUCCGGAAAAGAGGAAUUCGGGACGCUGAUCUUGUCCUGCCACGCCUACGGAUUCUACCCCAGGCCCAUCGCAGUCAGCUGGAUGAAGGGGGAUGAAAUCCGGGAUCAGGAGACGGAGUGGGGCGGGGUCGUUCCCAACAGCGAUGGCACCUUCCACACCUGGGCCAGGAUCGAGGCGCGGCCGGAGGAGCGGGAGCAGUACCGGUGCCGGGUGGAGCAUUCCGGAAUGCCGGAGCCCGGGAUCUUCGCCUUGGAGCCAGAAUCCGGCGGGAAUCUCACCCUGGUGGUCGCUGUGUCCAUCAUCGCUGCCAUCGUCAUCCUCGUUCUUGUCGGAUUCCUCGUCUGGAAGCACCAAUCCGGGAGGAGGCAGAACCAUGGAUACAGCCCGCCAGCCGGAAAAGACGUGGGAACCAAUGGCUCAACCGCAGUACAAAUCACCGCCUGAGCGAUCCACGCAGCGGAGCCGGAGCCGGCCCCUUCUCUCUUCAGAUUCGGCAGAUUCAGCCAAGCUCAUCCCGCUGCUUCCACCCAUCCCGGCCCUGCCCAUCCCAGCCCUGUCCAUCCCGGCCUCUCCCAUCCUGGCACUGUCCAUCCCGCUGCUCCCGCCCAUCCCAGCCUCUCCCGUCCCAGUUCUGUCCAUCCUGGCCUCUCCCAUCCCAGCCCUGUCCAUCCCGGCCUCUCCCAUCCUAUCCCUGUCCAUCCCGCUGCUCCCACCCACUCCACAGCUCUUCCCAAUUUCGCAUAUUUUAAAGCCAAGAACCACAAUUAUUCCUGACGCUUUUUGAUGUGAAAUUAUCUUUCUUUGGCCAAUGAAUUUUGCUUUGGGCAAUAAAUCUGGGUUCCCUC
Messenger RNA from Corvus hawaiiensis (hawaiian crow), 1569 nucleotides. Its product is annotated as class I histocompatibility antigen, F10 alpha chain-like. NCBI's taxonomy places the organism in Eukaryota, Metazoa, Chordata, Aves, Passeriformes, Corvidae. The coding region runs from base 89 to 1168 and encodes 359 amino acids. The record is from RefSeq and is a predicted model, not a curated record. The transcript is spliced from 8 exons. Gene Ontology annotation, biological process: immune response. Gene Ontology annotation, cellular component: external side of plasma membrane.